This is a messenger RNA of Synchiropus splendidus (mandarinfish), 2578 nucleotides long. It is a transcript of the gene ccdc102a, whose product is annotated as coiled-coil domain containing 102A. The coding region runs from base 231 to 2036 and encodes 601 amino acids. The transcript is spliced from 10 exons. Gene Ontology annotation, cellular component: myosin complex. The record is from RefSeq and is a predicted model, not a curated record. NCBI's taxonomy places the organism in Eukaryota, Metazoa, Chordata, Actinopteri, Syngnathiformes, Callionymidae.
CCAGCUUCCUACCGUCCCCCCUCAGCUUGGGUGAUGAUUUCGGGGGAGUUCGGAGAGAAAAUAGCUGCGAUAUAUCAAUAUCAACGGACGUACUGACUGGAAUUAAGGGAGUCACGGUGUCACUCGUGCUCCCGGGGACACUCGCUCGCGCCACAGGAAGGGAUAACGGUCUGCACACCGGGCUUCCUCUCGGCACUGUCUAUCUCCUGUCUGGUCUUCACUUGUGCAGCAUGAACCACAACCCCAGCUCUCACCUGUCGGAGGUGGGCAAGUCCGGCUCAGGUAGCCUCCUGUGCAGCAUGGGCCUGGGGCCAGACAGGAAGAUCUGCUCUCCAGACAGUCUCACUUAUGCUCCCAGUCCAACUGGAGAUACCCCGAGCCCAAGUCCACCUCUGUUGCUGUCACCUGGUAUUGGAGGUUUUGGAUUGGGAUCCCUGGGGGUCAUGGGUGAGGGUGCAGGGGCUGACUGGGAGAGCAGGGAGGAGCUCAGGCUCAGGGAACUGGAGGAAGCCCGAGCCAGAGCCACGCAGAUGGAGAAGACCAUGAGGUGGUGGUCCGAUUGCACUGCCAACUGGAGAGAGAAGUGGAGCAAGGUUCGUGCGGAACGGAACCGUGCCCGGGAUGAUAUCCGGCAACUGAGGCAGAGACUGGACAGCCUGACCAAGGAGCUCAGCAGUGUUCGUAGAGAACGACAAGAACUAGCUUCAGAGAACGAGAUGCUACGACAGGAGGCGCUGCUUCUCCGUGGUGAAACUGCAGCUCUUCCUGCAGCCACGACGUCUUCCUCCUCCUCCUCACCUUCACAUGUGCCUUGUGCUGCACCUUCCUCACCCUCUCCACCCGUGGUGUGCUGUUCUCCGGCCUCUUCCUCAGAUGUCCACUCAAACCCUGCAGAGGAGAGACGGCAUGGAUCUCCAGAACCUGAAAGGGACAUGGACUUUGAUGUAGAAAAGACAGUUCAGCACAAGGACAGGGAGGCAGACUCUGUCUGUCAGUGGUCUGUCGUCGACGCUCAGACUGGCAGCAGUAGCCUAAACCCGAGCAAGUCACACUCAUCAUCAGGUCUGAUCUGGCAGGUGCGGAGCAGGCCGCUUCUGGACGACAUGAACUCAGUAGAAGAAGAUUCGGGUAAACUCAACGCCCUGCAGCUGCGCUUGGAUGAGUCCCAGAAGGUUCUGCUGAAGGAGAGAGAGGACAAGCUGGCUCUGACCAAGAGCAUCGAGAGGCUGGAAUCUGAUAUCAGUCAGAGGAAGCUGAAGUACGAGGAGCUCAGCAAGAGCAAGCAAGAAGUCCUCAAGCAGCUUAACCUGCUGAAGGAAAUGCACCAGGACGAACUGGGUCGCAUGUCGGACGACCUGGAGAAUGAACUGGGAGCUCGCACCAGCAUGGACAAGAAACUGGCUGAGCUCCGGGCCGAGAUGGAGCGGCUGCAGGUGGAGAACGCUGCGGAGUGGGGCCGCAGGGAACGGCUGGAGACGGAGAAGCUGGCUCUGGAGCGAGACAACAAGAAGCUGAAGGCUCAGACUGAAGACCUGGAGGAGCAGCUGGCCAAGAAGCGCAGACAGGCCACCUCAGCCUUGGACACUGACCUCAAAGCUAUCCAGGCUGAGCUCUUUGACAAGAACAAGGAGCUUGCUGACCUUCGUCAUGUCCACGCCAAGCUGAAGAAGCAGCAUCAGGAAAAGACUGCCGAGCUGCUUCAUGCCAACCGCAGGGUGGAGAGUCACGAGGCGGAAGUCAAGAAGCUGCGUCUGCGAGUGGACGAGCUGAAAAAAGAACUGGGACAAGCAGAGGAUGAGCUGGACGAGUCCCAUAACCAGACUCGGAAGUUGCAGCGGUCUUUGGAUGAGCAGGUGGAGCAAGCAGAAAACCUGCAGGUGCAAUUGGAACACUUGCAGUCCAGACUUCGGCGACAGCAUCAAAGCCCUGGUCUUUUUGGGAAGAUGAGAUCCGCUCGGUUCAGUCCAGAGAAUCCCGACAGUCCCACCAGUGACAUGGAUGACGAGCAGAAAGAACUCCAGUUGCAGAUCACCUGAUACACUUGAGGACGCUCUUUUGUACACUUUGGUUGGCUGUGGACAGAAAAACCAAAUAUCUUGGACUUCAAAAGAAAAACUAAAGCUUUUAUUGAAAACAGUUGGAGCAGUGCCAGUAUUCGAGAAUAUUUUUCGUGAUUUUAAAGACUCUGGCAGACAAGUUCAAGUUCAUCUUGGAAGUCGUCUCCUCCCUUGAAUAACAGACAAUCGGAAGCUCUGAAACUGGCUCCACGCUGACUGUAAUGUCUGGUAUGAAAUUUCAUGAUUGAACAGAAAUUCAACGAUGAGUGGAAUGGAAAACAACAGAUUCACCCAACAAGCUAAGUAGCUGUCUCACUGCCAGCAGGUGUGUGGGGGCGUCGCCCCCAGCAAGUGUUUCUUGAAUGAAUUGUCAUUUAUCUCGUAUGACAUCAUAGUGUCGCCCUGUCAUCCAUUACUUUAAUGUUGUUUGACUGUUUAUGCUGUUGUUCUACUUUUUGAAAGAUAUGUAUCUCAGUAGUUUUUGUACCAUCACAAUAAAAGUUAUUUACAUAAAUAAACAA